UACAAUCGCAGGGGUUCAGCAGAUCCCCGAAAGUGAAAGCAUUCUGAAUCAGGAAGUGCCGGGAGUUAACAUGGCUUCGAAAAGAAAGGCCGAGAGUUGGACCGAGGAGGUAUUUUGUUCCAUCUGCCUGGAUUUCUUCACCGAUCCGGUUAUUCUGGAGUGUGGACACAACUUCUGUCGCUCUUGUAUCACACAGUGUUGGGAAAGGGAGCAGAGAAACUCCUGCCCGGAAUGUAGAGAGGAGUUUGCUGACCGCACCCUCAGGGUGAAUCGGGCCUUAGCAAAUCUGGCUGAAAAAGCUCGAAAUCUAAACCUGAAUCCGAAAGGGAAGGAAAGUAAACUUCACUGCGAGGAACAUGAGGAAGAACUGAAGCUGUUUUGUGAAACGGACAAGACACUGAUCUGUGUGAUCUGUGCAGUUGCGCAGAAACACAGAGAACACCGCUUCAUGACGAUUAAAGAAGCUGUUAAAAUCUACAAGGUUCAGAUAAAAUCUUCCUUAGACUCUCUCACAAAAAAGAAAUCAGACUUCCAGGAAAAGGAGCAGCAACAGAAAGAGAAGAUUUCCGGAGUUCGGGAACAGUCACACAGCCUUCAGUCCCACAUCACAUCCCAGUUUGCUGACCUGCACCAGAUUAUCACUGAGAAAGAGCAGAGCUUACUCAGGGAUCUCAGGGAAGAAGAGAAGAGGAUUCUUAACACAAUGGAGAAAAACCUUCUUAAGAUUCAAGAGAAUAUAAGGUUUAUUCAGGAGGAAAUCACUAAGUUAAAGGAACAGAUGGAUCGUAAAGACGGUGUGAUAUUUCUGAAGCUCCAUGUACCUGUGUGGGAGUCUCUUGAAAGACCGUAUCGCAUCCGCCUCCACCUUCGUUGCCGGCAGCUCAUUCCACCCAUUUCAAACACUUACCCGACAUCGCCUCCGUACUACUUCCAAGCACCUGUGUCCUCUCGUGUUCGCCAUAAUGAGGAGGAAGCUCGUCGGAACAGAAGAAUCAGUUACGAUCUCCAGGAAUUGUCAGUGACAGAUGAGGCCCUACCGGUUGAAAAAUUCGAUCACCUCUAUUUGUUGAACACAGUGCUGAGAGAAACGCUUGAUGCUAUUAAUCGAGUCUCUGUCACCCUGGAUGUGGAAACGGCGAAUCCGGGUCUCGAGGUGUCUGAGGAUCGGAAGAGUGUGAGAUGGACCGGGACCUGGAGGAAUCUCCCUGACACUGGGAAGAGAUUCACAGACUGGAUUUGUGUGCUGGGAUCGGAGGGAUUCACAUCGGGGAGACAUUACUGGGAGGUGGAGGUGACGGGGAAUCGGGUCUGGUGUCUGGGAGUCGCCGCAGAGUCUGUGGAGAGGAAGAGAUCGGUCAGUCUGAGUCCGGAGACCGGAUUCUGGGUCAUCAGGCGGGUUGGUGACGUGUUACAUUGGGAUUGUGACGUGUCCGGUCGCCCCUUCCCCGGGUCCCGUCUCGCUGCCGGUCCCAUCCCCGGGAGGGUGGGAGUUUAUCUCAGUUACGAGUCCGGGACAGUUUCAUUUUACAACGCGGAGACCAAGUCCCAUCUCCACACCUUCACUGGGAAUAAAUUCACGGGGAAACUUUAUCCUUUCUUCCGGACCGGGGAUGUGAACCAGUGGCUGAGAAUCUGCUCCGGUUCCGCUCCGGGUCUGUAAACCGGUCGGGUCCCGGGACCGGCGUCAGGAGUAAAGUCCCUGUAAAUAUAAAUGUGCGGAGAGUGCAGCUAAAUACGUGGCUAAGGGGAUGGUGCAGGAGGGAGGGCUUCAUGUUUCUGGUCAAUUGGGCUUUGUUCCCGGGAAGGUGGGGCCUGUUCCGACGGGACGGUUUGCCCCUAAACUGGGCGGGGGGGGGGGAGGAAUAACAUUCUUGCGGGUAAAUUUGCCAGUGCUGCUCCGGGGAAUUUAAUCUAGAUUUGCAGUGGGAGGGGAACCAGAGUGUUAGAGCAGAUAGUGAGGUGCAGGAGGAUAAGGAACAUGAGAGGACUGCAUGUAUAAACGGAAAUGAUAAAAAAGCGGAUGAUAUACAUAUUCUCAGGUACAUCUAUUUCAAUGCACGGAGUAUUGUCGGUAAAACAGAUGAGUUUAGGGCUUGGGUUGACACGUGGGAUAACGUCAUUACUGCUAUUAGUGAGGGGCAGAACUGGCAGCUUAAUGUUCCGGUAAAAUUGGAGAAGGGCCAAUUUUGUGGAAAUGAAAAAGGAUCUAGGAAGAGUGGAUUGGGAUAAGAUUUUUUUUCUGGCAAGGAUGUGCUCAGUAAGUUCACAGGCAUAAGAAAUUAAAUAGAGAUUGGGUUGGAAAUGUUAUAGCAACUUCAUUUAAUUCAAAAUCGAGAGGAGUUGCAAUUUCGGUUAAUAAAUCUUUACAAAUUAAAAUACAAAAUGUAAUAAUUGAUUCUGUGGGGAGAUAUGUGAUUAUACAUUGUCAAAUUUUUUCAGAAUUAUGAACUUUUAUGAACAUUUAUGCACCAAAUGAAAAUGAUGCAAAAUUCAUACAAGAAGAUUUUUUGAACUUGGCUGACGCAAAUGAUAAAAUAUUAAUAGGCGGAGAUUUUAAUUUUUGUUUAGAUCCAGUUUUAGAUAGGUCAACUAAAGUUGUUACAAAAUUAAAAGUAAUAAAACUAACUUUAUCAUUAAUGGAAGAUUUAAACCUGAUUGAUAUAUGGAGAAUAAUUAAUCCAAGAGAAAGAGAUUAUUCAUUUUAUUCAAAUAGACAUAAAGCUUAGAUGGAGAUUUAAUACAAUUUUAUUUAAACGUCAAGAUUUUUGUGAUUUUAUGAAGAAACAGAUUCAAUUUUUUUUGGAUACAAAUUUACAUUCAGUUGAGGAUAAAAUUGUAUUAUAGGAAGCGAUGAAAGCAUAUUUAAGGGGUCAGAUUAUAAGUUAUACAUCUAAAAUUAAGAAGGAAAAUUGGGAAAAGAUAUCAUAAAGUUAGAAAAAGAAUCUCAAAGAUAUAUGACAGAAGAAAAACAAAGACAACUUGUUAAUAAAAAACUACAGUAUAAUACACUCCAGACAUAUCGUACAGAAAAAAUAAUUAUGAGAACUAAACAGAAAUAUUACGAAUUAGGUGAAAGAUCACAUAAAAUUUUUGCUUGGCAGUUGAGAACAGAACAGGCUUUUAAAACAAUAAAUGCAAUUAGAACAAGUGUAAAUAAGGUUGCUGAUAAACCUUUAGAAAUUAAUGAAACUUUAAUUGUUUUUUAUAUACUGAACUAUAUCAAUCAGAAUCACAAAAUAAGAUUACUGAGAUAGAUAAAUUUUUAUCACAAAUAACCCUUCCAAAAUUCAAUUUGGAAGAACAGAAAGGAUUAGAUAUGCCCUUUACAUUAAAAGAGGUUGAACAAGCUUUAGGAUCACUUCAGAGUAACAAAUCCCCAGAAGAAGAUGGUUUUCGUCCUGAAUUUUAUAAAAAAAAAAUUAAAGAUAUAUUAAUUUCUCCCUUUAUGGAAUUAAUAUACCAAGUGGAAAGAAUGCAUAAACUCCCACAAUCUUUUUUAACAGCGAUCUUAACUGUAUUGCCAAAAAAAGAGAUCCUCUAAAACCAACAUCAUAUAGGCCUAUUUCUUUGUUGAAUACAGAUUAUAAGAUAAUAGCAAAAAUUUUAUCUAAUAGAAUAUCUAAAUAUUUACCAAAAUUAAUACAUAUGGAUCAAACAGAUUUUAUUAAAAACAGACAAUCAAUGGAUAAUCUAACCUGGUUACUUAGUAUAAUUCAUCUGGCACAAAAAAGAGAGGAAAUGAGUGUGGCAUUUGCUUUGGAUGCAGAAAAAGCAUUUGAUAGAUUGGAAUGGGAUUUUUUGUUUAAGGUAUUGGAAAAAUAUGAGCUAGGAAAAUCUUUUAUACAAUGGAUUAAAACCUUAAAUACUAAUCCUCAAGCUAAAGUAGUUACAAAUGCUCAGAUUUCAAUACCAUUUUGCUUAACGAGGUCAACUAGACAAGGCUGCCCGUUAUCACCUGCUUUAUUUGUAUUGGCAAAAGAACCAUUAGCUGAAUUAAUUAGAACAGAUUCAGAUAUUGGCGGUUUUAGAGUUAAUCAAGAAGAAUAUAAGAUUAAUUUAUUUGCUGAUGAUGUUUUGAUUUAUUUAACAAACCCAUUACAAUCUUUGCAAAGAUUAUCUUUUAUAUUGGAAGAAUACGGGAAAGUAUCAGGGUAUAAAUUAAAUUGGGAUAAAAGUGAAAUUUUACCCCUUACCAAAGGAAAUUAUAAUCAAUGUCGAUUAGUAACUCAAUUUCGAUGCUCAAUAAAUGGGAUAAAAUAUUUAGGAAUCAGAGUUGACAAUGAUGUAAAAAAUUUAUAUAAACAAAAUUGUUUGUCAUUAUUAAAAAAUAAAAGAGGAUCUUGAUAAUUGGAUGAUGUUACCAAUAACAUUAAUAGGUAGAGUUAAUGCUGUAAAAAUGAAUAUAUUCCAUAGAUUGCAAUAUUUAUUCCAAACUUUACCAAUACAAUUACCGCAGAAGUUUUUUCAAGAACGAAAUAAAUAUGUAAGGAAAUUUCUUUGGAAAGGAAAGAUGUCAAGAAUAUCAUUGGAAAAAUUGAGAUGUAAAUUUGAUUUAGGAGGGUUACAACUUCCAAAUUUUAAGAAUUAUGAUAAAGCAAAUCAACUUAGAUUUAUUGCAUCUUUUUUUGAUGAAAAAAAAAACCCGGCAUGGAUUAGAAUAAAAUUAGAUAAGAUAGGAGAAAACAUACCAGAAGAUUUUACAUAUAAAUGGGAAUCCAAAUUGAUACGGGAAAAAAAAAAGAAUCUCCUAUAUUAAGACACUUGAUUGAUUUAUGGAAUAAGGUAAAUAUGGACGAUAAGAUGAAGAAAUCUUUAUUAGCAAAAACAAACUUUAAUUCAAAAUAGGCUUAUUCCUUUUACAAUGGAUAAUAAACUUUUACAUAAUUGGUUCCAAAAGGGGAUUAAAUAUAUACGUAAUUGUUUUGAAGGAGGUAUAUUGAUGUCGUUUGAUCAAUGAAAAAAUAAAUAUAAAAUAUCAAACAACACUCUUUUCUCUUAUUUUCAAUUAAAGGACAAUUUACGAGAAAAGCUGGGUCAAACAAUGUUGAUGCCAAAACUUAGUGAAAUAGAAAUAUUAAUUCAAAAAGGAAAAAUUUAAAAAAUUACAUCUUGUAUGUACAAUUUGAUUCAAAAACAGACUGAAUCUGGAAUUCAUAAAUCAAGACAAAAGUGGGAAACCGAUUUGAAUGUUAAAAUUGUUGGAAAAAGUUGGUCAAGAUUAUGUUCUGAUAGUAUGAUAAAUACAAUAAAUGUUCAAAUUAGAUUAAUACAAUAUAAUUUUUACAUCAAUUAUAUAUAACACCACAGAAAAUAAAUAGAUCAAAUUCAAAUAUGUCUGACCAAUGCUUUCGAAGUAAUCAAGAAAUUGGUACUUUUUUACAUUCUACUUGGUCUUGUUUU
This is a messenger RNA of Hypanus sabinus (Atlantic stingray), 5400 nucleotides long. Its product is annotated as zinc-binding protein A33-like. The record is from RefSeq and is a predicted model, not a curated record. Gene Ontology annotation, molecular function: ubiquitin-protein transferase activity; protein binding; zinc ion binding. Lineage: Eukaryota; Metazoa; Chordata; Chondrichthyes; Myliobatiformes; Dasyatidae. The coding region runs from base 71 to 1660 and encodes 529 amino acids. The transcript has 7 exons. Gene Ontology annotation, biological process: protein ubiquitination.